This is a messenger RNA of Haliotis rufescens (red abalone), 1734 nucleotides long. RefSeq names its product A disintegrin and metalloproteinase with thrombospondin motifs 18-like. NCBI's taxonomy places the organism in Eukaryota, Metazoa, Mollusca, Gastropoda, Lepetellida, Haliotidae. Bases 48 to 1619 code for a protein of 523 amino acids. The record is from RefSeq and is a predicted model, not a curated record. Gene Ontology annotation, biological process: proteolysis. The transcript has 14 exons. Gene Ontology annotation, molecular function: metalloendopeptidase activity.
AGAUAAUGUUUGAUUCGAGAUAAUGUUCCAGUCACCCAUUGGUAAACAUGCGAGAACUAUUUACCCUACUCGUUUUACACAUGACAUUAGGGAUAUACACAGCCCUUCCCCCACCACCUAAUGACGUCACUCAGCAUCACGUCCGCGCCGACAGUGAUGAAGUGCCUAUCUGCAUCCCCCCGACGAGUAUCUGCUCGCUGAACGACAGAGGCCACCUACAGAUAGAGUUCUCUGCCCUUGGUAGGGCCUUCAAACUCCAUCUAGUUCCCAGCCAUCCUCUUACUUCCGCCUACGGGGAUUAUGGGAUACCAAUCAUGAUCUGGGGAAAAGAGAGGAAGAAAGUCAAGAUGCUUAAAUUUCACGAGCACAACAUUCACUUCUACCAUGACCAGGACACACUCGGUGCAUUUGCCGUCCAGUUCCACGUGUCUGCUAGCGGCACUCAGUUCAUAUCUCUGGACGGCAUCCUGCCCGGCAUUGACUACGACGUUGUUGUCAGUCCAGUACGGACUUCCGGUUCGAGAUGGGCGCAAGAUGGCGGCGUCACAUCUCUGCACAAAGUCUUGAAGAGAAUCCCUGACAAGACUUCACACGCAAUGUCACCCUCCCACCUUGUCCCCCGGGACACUCACACAGCCACUGCCUCACCCCCGGGCUCUGUGAAGGGCACUGUAGAGGUUCUAGUGUGGACGGAUUUCUCCAUGUACCAGUCGUUCCUCAAACAAGUCGGUAGUCAAGGCAACGUAGACAUGGAGAUCACGUGGUACGUCGCCGUGGUCGUCAACGCAGCAGACAAGAUAUACAAGGACGGUAUACGGGACCCUACGCUCAACAUAUCCCUUACUUUGGCUGGAACUAUUGUGUGCACUACCCCGGAAUGUUCCCGCUUCACCGAGAGUCACCGCAUCAACGACACCGUCAACAACCACAUCGCUCUUGACGACUUUGCCGUCCAACUGAGUCAAGCCUACAAGGAGACCAGAAUUCACUUUCGGUUUGACCAAGCCACAGCAUUGACCAGACUGGACAUUGUCGACCCUAACGGAACACCUAUAGGUGUGUCCUUCACGGACAAGAUAUGCUCGCUGUACGAUGGCAAAUCCUCCUCGCUGGUAGAGGACCAAGGUGCAUUCAGUUGUGUGGGAACAGUGGCUCACGAGCUGGCACACGUGCUUGGUAGUGAUCAUGAUGGGGCGUACCGUGGCAAGUCAUGUUCCGCCGCGGAUGGAUACAUCAUGUCUCCAUUAUCACCACUUGUUACGAACGGAUUCUAUUUCUCGCAGUGCUCGAUUGAUUCAAUGAAGAAAAACCUGUUAAAGCAAUCAUCGUACUGCAUUUACAACAAGGCGCCGGUGAAUCACCUUUAUGAAUCUGUGUCGACCACGAUGCCGGGCCAAGUGUACAACGCCUCACAACAGUGUGGUGCAAUAUAUGGCACUGACUUCUGUCUGAGUACAGGCACAACACUGGCGGAUAUCUGCCACAAGAUGUGGUGCUGGGACCCUCAACUCACCAACGUAUGUUCUACCAAGUCAGCUGCAGCUCUCGGAACGUCCUGUGGCCCGAACAAGUGGUGUGUGGAAGGAGCGUGUCUCUAUGACCGCAGGGCGCCGAUUUGACGACAUCUCACACGCUACGUGGGGUGAAUAUCAAAUAUCACAAGUAUGCAUUUUGAUCGUGGUCUGGAAAUGUCAGUUAAUAAUAAACGGUUAUAACGUUUGCUUUGAUAAUUCA